CGGUGAGGUUUCCUAUAGAACGCAGGAUCCACUGGUGUGACUCUAGCGUCGUCCUUGCUUGGCUGCACACUAGCUCUAGAAAACUUAAAACAUUUGUGGCCAACAGAGUCGCAGAGGUGCUGGAGUUAACUGAUGCUGGGUGUUGGCGCUAUGUUCCUACUUUUCAGAAUCCGGCUGAUCUCAUUUCCCGCGGGGCGUAUCCUGAAGAACUUAGGAAUAAUAAUUUGUGGUGGUCUGGUCCGGAGUUUUUAUUGCAAGACGAAUCAUCUUGGCCUACCUUGUCCAAAAAUCUUCAACAAGACUUAAAUGGUCUAGAGUUAAGAGCAAAUGUUGCUAAUCUAGAUAAUAGCAUUUCAUCGGUAAUUCAAUUCCAUAACUUUUCUAAAUUAAAUCGACUAAAGCGAGUGUAUGCAUACGUGUUGCGAUUUCUUUACAAUUUAAGAAAUCCUAAGUCUAAGCGUCUAGAAGCAUUAAGUGUGCAAGAAUUGCAAGGCUCUUUUCAUUUGCUUUGUCGCGUAGCACAACAGGAAUCAUUUCCUGUCGAAUACGGCUUAUUGGCUAAAAAUAGGACAAUCAGUUCUCGGUCUAGCAUUAUAGCUCUUACACCUUUCAUGGAUGCUAGUGGAUUGAUACGUGUAGGAGGUCGCUUAGACCAAUCGUCGCUUCCAUUUGAGAGCAAGCAUUCAAUUUUAUUACAUUCAUCACACUACCUAACUAAACUUAUCUUUGAGCGGGAGCAUUUGCAUAAGUUACACGCUGGUCCACAGUUGCUUCUCGCUAGUGUGCGGAACUAUGUGUGGCCCAUUAAUGGCCGGCGCCUCGCGAGAAGUACUGUGCACAAUUGUUUACAGUGUAGGAAGGUGCAAGGCAAGACUUUGACUCCGUUGAUGGGAAACUUGCCCUCACAGCGUAUUACGGUGGACUUCCCGUUUCGUAGUGUUGGUGUGGAUAUGGCUGGUCCUUUCCUUAUCCUAAAUCGAAAGGGACGCGGAGCAAAAACAACAAAAUGUUAUUUAUGUAUCUUUGUUUGUUUGAGGUUUAAAUGCUUGCACUUGGAAGCUGUCAGCGACCUUUCAAGAGAAGCUUUCAUUUUAACUUUACGUAGAUUUGUGGCCCGUCGCGGAAGGCCUACAGAGAUUUUUUGUGAUAACGGCCGAAAUUUUGUAGCCGCCUCGAAAGAAAUAGGCAAUUUUUUAAAAUCUAAUAAGAAUUCCAUACAUUCCUUUUGUAGUGAGGAAGAAAUUAAAUUUGUAUUUUCUCCUACCUAUGCUCCCCAUUUUGGUGGCAUCUGGGAGGCUGGAGUGAAAUCCGCAAAGUUUCACAUCAGGCGUGUUAUGGGCAAUUCGCAUUUAACAUACGAGGAGAUAGGCACCCUGUUUGCGCAAGUUGAAGCCAUACUAAAUAGCCGUCCCAUCUGUCCUAUGUCUUCGUCUCCAAAUGACCUUCAAUUCCUCACCCCGGGGCACUUUCUGCUUGGUCGGCCGCUAACCGCAUUGCCAUCACCGAAUCUCGUCGACUGCAAGGCUUCUAGUCUCCGACGUUACCAACGGCUCGAACAAAUUCGACAACAUUUUUGGAGAAGAUGGCAGCACGAGUACUUGGCAGAGCUACAACAGAGAACAAAGUGGCGCGUUCCUGACAUCCCUUUGAGGCUUGGAGACCUGGUGCUAUUGCAAGAGGAAAAUAUGCCACCACUGUGUUGGCGUGUAGGGCGCAUCAGUAAGCUGUUCCCUGGCGCUGACGGUGUAUGUCGCGUGGCGGACGUUCAAACGACUCGAGGGACAUUUCGAAGACCUUUCACACGACUAAGCCCUCUACCAGUAACAGAGAAUCAAACUGAGGGUUAAAAUCUGGUGAUUUUAACGGCGGGGAUGAUGUUCG
Molecule: messenger RNA, 1881 nt
Organism: Vanessa atalanta (red admiral)
Lineage: Eukaryota; Metazoa; Arthropoda; Insecta; Lepidoptera; Nymphalidae
Exons: 1
Coding region: 612-1847 (411 amino acids)
Biological process (GO): DNA integration
Molecular function (GO): nucleic acid binding
Source: RefSeq, a predicted model, not a curated record